GUUUCAUACAGGUGUUCACAUUAAUAACUACCAUACGGUGGUGUCACAAUCUUGCGUUGCGUGGUAGACUGCGAUAAGCCGUACAUCGAAUAGUCUUGCGGAUGGUCGGAUCAGGAGUCAGGACCAACUUGAAAAUCAUCCCAACGUAUGCGCCGCAGUUGGAUUGUAAUGUUACUCGUGCAGUCAGUGAUCCGUGAUGCAAACUUGGAUGUUGAUGACAUCAGUCACGUUUCUAUGCCCCGUGGGCCUUGCCACAUAUGUCCCUUCCCAUAUUACAUCGGGUUCCGCAUUCCACUUAGAAAGUUGGACUUCUGUGACAGUCUCUCCCAUUGGCCAAAUUCAGCACGGGUGGUGACUGAGUUGCCUGUGUUUGCUGUUGCCCUCGGGUCUGCGCUACUAGUGUCGUACUUGUGGUAUAAACAGGAAUUUCAUCCUACGGAGUUCCAUGAUAUGGUCCAGUUAAUUCAAGUUAUCUCCAGCAACCAAUCGAUGGCAUCGAGGAAACCUAACUCUGCAGCUUCAGCAGAGAAUAGAUAUCGAUAUUGAGUCCGGGCGCUACUUAUCCGUAUUCAUAAGUUACAAUACCAACGUAUCUCGUUCACCCUCCCUUAGCCAACGUAAACUCGUGGCUGAAUUCCGUCCUUCGUCUCCGCU
Molecule: messenger RNA, 654 nt
Organism: Suillus bovinus
Lineage: Eukaryota; Fungi; Basidiomycota; Agaricomycetes; Boletales; Suillaceae
Exons: 7
Coding region: 148-546 (132 amino acids)
Source: RefSeq, a predicted model, not a curated record